Hypoxylon trugodes is the source of this 2219-nucleotide messenger RNA. Its product is annotated as kinase-like protein. The record is from RefSeq and is a predicted model, not a curated record. Bases 320 to 2026 code for a protein of 568 amino acids. The transcript is spliced from 8 exons. Gene Ontology annotation, biological process: protein phosphorylation. Gene Ontology annotation, molecular function: ATP binding; protein kinase activity; protein binding. Lineage: Eukaryota; Fungi; Ascomycota; Sordariomycetes; Xylariales; Hypoxylaceae.
CAACAACAAACUUUCUUGCAUCCACAAUGGCACUCGCCUAGCCUUUUAACGCGAUUUCCUUAAAAAAUAACAUGCAGUGAUUCUUAAUAUUGUCGCAGGUAGUGGUUCUUGCCUUUAGGCAGGACUUGUCCAUAUCAAUAUGGAUUUCGAGGUAUCACGCUCUUCUCAUAAUACAAAGUUUUUUUUAUUAGACAAUGGAAGCCUAUUGUUUAUUCAUCGUCUUGUUAGUGCAAUUGUAACCCCUGAUGCACUUCAUAUUAUUGCUUCAAGGGGUAGUAUCUCUACUACUGUCGCCUACAAUUGAUGAAUUAUUCACACCAUGUGUCGCCCAGUCGCGUUGGUAUCUUGCUGGGUAGAUGCCAACCCACCACAGGAUUGUGAACCUCCAAGAGGUUUCCACGUAGGAGCGUCGUUAGUCGAAAAAGCUAGUCAUCAUAACUCUCAACUCUUCACAGAUUUACCCCUAUAUCCUGGGCAGAACAUUACCGUCGGAAGAGAUCAUCACGAGAAUGCUAUCUCAAUCAAUCAUCCCUAUGUUUCGAAGAAGCAUUUCGUUAUUUAUUCAGUCAUCUAUGACUUGGAAGACACCUCAAGUCAACCUCCUCAGAUAUAUGUCCGAGAUUGCCAGUCUUUGGACGGUACAUAUGUCGAUGACGUCUGUAUUGGCAAUAAGAAAAACCCCUCAACAGGAUUCUACCUUAGUCGAGAUGUGGAAGUCACUAUCAAACCUCAUUGGAAAUUCCGCAUCUCCCUUUUAGAUCACCCCGAUCUAGAAUCACCGCUUAGUGCAAUUCAACUUCGAGAGUCCAGUCUUUUUAAUGAUCGGUACAUCAUUACCAACCGAACGUUAGGUAGUGGGUCGUUCGCAUCGGUUCACCUGGCUGUCGAUGUAAAUACAGGCAAGCAAGUUGCUUGCAAGAUACACAACCUCGACCGCCUUCGUGAGUCCAAAGGCUCAGAAUACUUAGUCAAGCGCGCAAUAGACGAAACUGACAUCCUCGGGAAGUUGAGACACCCAAAUCUGCCCACAUUUGAGUAUGCGUUUCGUUCUUCUCACACCCUAUACGCCCUCACCGAGCUCGCAACUGGGGGAGACCUCUAUUCAAUGCGCCUUAAACACGGAGUCUUCGAGGAAUAUGAUUGCAAGCCUAUUAUCCAACAGAUAGUGAGCGCUAUUCAAUAUCUUCACAACGGUAACAUCGCACAUCGAGACCUAAAACCCGAGAACAUAUUGUUCAUGAUUGGGCCAGAAUUGAACGGUAGACUAAUCGUUGGAGAUCUUGGCUUUGCAAAAUCUCUGGCCUCGGGCAGAAUGACUAGUCGAGUAGGGACUACACAUUAUAUAGCGCCUGAAGUCGAUGGCCACCCCACGCAUGGUUUGGCAGUAGACAUGUGGUCUCUGGGAAUGGUUACUAUGUUCCUUGUAGUAGCGGACCACAAUGCAAUACCUAGCAGGUUCGCAACGAUAAACCAAGCGGCCAUCGACGGAUGGCUUGACGCUGUGUUUAAGGAUCGGUACCACGAGGACAUCAGUAGUGAAUGCCAGGAUUUCAUUAGGUCGUGCUUGAUGUUUGAACCUCGACGAAGAAUGAAGGCUUCUGAUGCGAUGCGUCAUCGUUGGCUCCGCCGCCUAGGUAGAGGAGGGGCUAAAUCAUACAAGAAAGGAGAUGCUGAUACAUGGAAGCCACCACAUACAAUAUCACCACCCGUACAAGAACUUCCCGAGGUGGAAGAUAUUGAGGACAAUAUCCAACCAAGAGGGGACGACGCCGCCUACACGCCACCAACCACUAGGUCAGGUAAGAGACGAUUCGCAGAUGCGGGUGUGAGUGUGGGAAAUUCUCAGAAUCCGCAAGAAUCGCCCUACUUUGAAGGGUCACAGCCACAGGUCCCUAAGCGACUAAAGACAUCCGUCAAUGAAAACAGAUCCCUUCAUGGAUCUGAACGAUCGGAGCCGUCUAUCUAUACAACUCCAAAGGGGCAGCGUACGGCUAUAAUAAGGGAUCCAUACUCCAUUGAUCAAUGAGACCGGUUUUAAUACGCUAGUCGUUACACCUGGACUUUGUCAACCCGAGGUACUACUAAGGGUAUGCCGAGUAAGUCAAACAACCGCUUUCUACCAGCCAGCUUGUAUCAUCUUAUUGUCUACCUGGCUUGGGAAUGUAAUUUAAAGAAGAAAAAAUUAAUUGUAGAUUGCAAGUUAUUGAUCUCUUUCGCCG